This is a messenger RNA of Phragmites australis (common reed), 2634 nucleotides long. RefSeq names its product protein ALTERED PHOSPHATE STARVATION RESPONSE 1-like. Bases 311 to 2446 code for a protein of 711 amino acids. The record is from RefSeq and is a predicted model, not a curated record. NCBI's taxonomy places the organism in Eukaryota, Viridiplantae, Streptophyta, Magnoliopsida, Poales, Poaceae. The transcript is spliced from 4 exons.
UCAAAAGAUUCCCCUCCCCUGCCAUCAUCACCAGAAUUUAGGGCCUCCUCCUUCCUCCGUUUCCCUCCGCAACCUUUUCCCACUAGCCCACACCCACAUCCAACAAAAUCUCACUCCUCUCCACCACCACCUGACACCUCUCCACCCUCUCCUUUACCCUCCUCUCUCUGUCUCUCUCUCUCUCUCACACAGUCACAGUCUCACACGCCCCGCCGCUUUGACUUUGACUACCAUUCUUCUCCCUCUCCUCACUUCCCCUACUCCACACUAAACCCUGCUCUAAACCUUGGCAAAGGUAGGGUAGCCUCCGAUGGGGAACUGCGCCGCCUCCCGCCUGGUCGGAGGUGGCGGCGACGGAGGGGACCCCGUGGCGGUGUGCCGCGACCGGAAGCGCCUCAUCAAGGCGGCGGCCGAGCGACGGUUCGCGCUGGCCGGCGCGCACGCGGACUACGUGGCGGCGCUCCGCUCCGUCGCCAACGCGCUCGACGUCUUCGUCGCGCGCCACACCGCGCCGGCGCCAAUCCUUAUAACGCUCCCCACCCUCGGCAGCUCGCCGCCGGGUUCCCCCAAGCCAGUGCAGGCGCAGGGGCUUCCCUCUCCUGCGACGCCGCCGCCGCCGCCGCCGCAGGAGGAGGAACCGGCGUCCGAUGCGGCCGCGGAAGAUGGGGACAGCGGCGCGCAGACGCCGGAGAUGGGCUGCCCGUACUACUACGCGCCCCCGGUGCCGCCGCCUUCUUCUGCGGCGUCGGUGGUCGGCGGGUGGGACUUCUUUAACCCGUUCUACGGAACGGAGGAGGUGGCCGCGGCCAUCAGCGAUGAGGAGAUGCGCGCCGUGAGGGAACGGGAGGGCAUCCCGGAGCUGGAGGAGGCGGAGGAGGAAGAGGAAGAGAAGGCGAAGGAGGUCGAGGCCAAGGCACCAAGGGCGGAGGCUUCGCUUGGAGUAGCCAAGCAAGAAGAGGCUAAAGAUGUGUGCGAGAUGGCGGGGAAUAAUGGCGGCCUAGAGGUAGCCGUGGCGCAGCCGGGACGCGAGCUGCUCGCGGCGCUGAAGGAGGUGGAGGAGCUCUUCGCGCGCGCCGCCGAGGCCGGCAAGGAGGUGACCGGCAUGCUCGAGGCUGCCACGCGCGUCCCCGAGCUGAAAGAAAAUUCAUCAAAAAUAAUUCAUGCCAUCACAUGGCAUCGGUCUCCAUCAUCCGUAUCCUCAUCUUACAGGAGCGAGCUGGGAGCUAGCUCGAAUAGUUUGUCAUGGACGGACAAGAGCGAAACUAAGAGCGAGAUUUUCGAUGACUAUGGUGGAAUGAAGUCAGGAAGUCACUCACAGACUUUAGGGAGACUGCAUGCUUGGGAGAAGAAACUUUAUGAAGAAGUUAAGGCUAUAGAUCAAAUCCGACAAACCUAUGAGAAGAAAUGUGUUCAGUUGAGGAACCAAGAUGCCAAAGGUUCAGAGCUGCGUUGUGCUGAUAAAACUAGGACAACUGUUAGAGACUUGUACACAAGAAUCUGGGUUUCUCUACGAGCAGCGGAAUCAAUAUCUGAUAGAAUACAAAAGUUACGUGAUGAGGAACUACAACCACAACUUAUUGAGCUGUUGCAGGGCUUUUCAAAAUCUUGGAAAAUAAUGGUUGACUCACAUGAAACCCAGAGACAGAUAAUGUUUGAGGUGAAUUCAUUCACUUGUCCUGCUUAUGGUAAAUUCUGUAAUGAUGCCCAGCGUCAUGCAACUCUCAAGUUGGAGGUUGAACUGAGGAAUUGGAGAUCCUGCUUUCUAAGCUAUGUCAGUGCUCAGAAAGCGUAUAUCGAAGCUCUUGAUGGCUGGUUGUCAAAGUUUAUCCUGACUGAUACUAUCCGGUACUCCCGAGGGAUCUCAUCAAUCGCGCCUGAUAGGGCUGGUGCACCAACUCUAGUUGUGAUUUGCCAUGACUGGUACACUACCCUAUCGAAGUUUCCAAACAAGCGGGUGUCUUUCACCAUGAGAAAUUUUAUCAGAAGUGUGAGAGUGCUAUGGCUGAAGCAAGGAGAAGAGCAACAGCAGAAAAGAAAGGUGGACAGCCUAGCAAAAGAAAUGGACAAAAAGCUAACUGCUUACAAGAGAGCAGAGAACAAGGUGAUUGAGACCAAGCUUCCGGAGCAUAAACCCGAGCUAGAUUUCAAGCAGCGCAUGGAGCACUUGUCAGAGAAGAAAGAGUUGCUCAACACCCUGAGGAAGAGGGUUGAGGCAGAGAAGGCGAAGCAUCACACUUGCAUGCGGGAUAAGCACGACGUCACGCUCAACGGGUUCAAGAUCGGCCUUGCCAGUAUAUUCGAAUCACUGACCGAGUUCUCAAAGGAUUCAGUCAAACUUUAUGAAGACCUCUUAACAUAUGCCGACGCCAAAGAUUCAACGAAGGCUACUGAAAAGCGGCCAUGCGUUGAGGGGCCAUAUUCGCACAUAGUGGUGGAUGCUACAUGAAUGACAGUGUGCUCCAUUUAGGACCUAUCUAGUUGCAUUGCCCCAGUUUUUGGGCCCCUAGAAUCUUUAUCUGAUUUUAGCUUGUAGAGUACCUACCAUGUUGGUUGUCGGUGGUAGGGUCAUUCUUGUGGGCAACUAGUUGCUUGUAAUUAUUCUCUUAGUUUGAAUAUCAGAGAGGAUUCGCUCCA